This is a messenger RNA of Colletotrichum destructivum, 1996 nucleotides long. Its product is annotated as Putative cyclin PHO80, Cyclin-like superfamily. The record is from RefSeq and is a predicted model, not a curated record. The coding region runs from base 612 to 1865 and encodes 417 amino acids. The transcript is spliced from 2 exons. Gene Ontology annotation, cellular component: cyclin-dependent protein kinase holoenzyme complex; nucleus. Gene Ontology annotation, molecular function: cyclin-dependent protein serine/threonine kinase regulator activity; protein kinase binding. Gene Ontology annotation, biological process: regulation of cyclin-dependent protein serine/threonine kinase activity. Lineage: Eukaryota; Fungi; Ascomycota; Sordariomycetes; Glomerellales; Glomerellaceae.
CACUGCCUCCCCAAGGUCACCACCAUAGACGCCCGCAGACUCAUUCCGAGUACUCGCUCCGGUCCACUUUUUUUGCCCUUUUAUGUUUUUUUUCUGACAGCCUCGUGCUGCUUUGCUUUGCCAGUCCGCUCUGGUACUGUUGCCGAUCUGCCGUCUGGACUUCUGUCAGUACCGGUAUCUCUCUCUGCCCUACCGAGGGAAAGGGGUGACUUGCCAAUAUCAAGGGCCUAGUAGCGUCACUCUGGUCAUUCUGGUCACUCUCCAGACCAUCCCACGUCCACGUCCACCACAUCCAGUUCGUCGGCAAAAACAAAAUAAAAAAAGGGCCCCUCCUCCCUUCCCGUAUUUCCGACCUUGUGCGUGCGCCUGGUUUGCUUCUUCAAUGUCAAGCUCUUCGGACAAUCUGCAAAUCUGAACCUACCAACCGCUGAACCCUCGGCCAGCCAGCACCGCCGCAUUACAGGUACACCACACUACACCGCGUACACUGCACAUUACCACCCACCGACCGCAUCUUAUCCUGUCUGUUAGACCGCCAGCUUUCCCUGGAGGACACAACUCGACCGAUCCGCUCGUUCUACCCUCCGCAAACACACGAUGCGCCCGGGACCAUGUUGACAACAUCUCCCAUCGUCGCCAGCUCCGCCAAUGCCUCGCCCAACAGCUUCCACUAUGCCCCUACGCGAUCCUCCCCGCACUCGUCUCCUGCCCGGCUUUCGGCCCCUCUGCCGCGGCGGCACUCUGCAUCCAAGUCCUCCCCAUCCGCCACAAUGACCUCACCCUCCUCCCAACCACGCCCGCGACAAUAUGUAGCUGUCGACGCCGGCACCCAAUAUUCCCCCAUGGAGUCCUCGACCCAACAGCAGGCACAAGAUGCCGCCGUUGAUGUCGCCAACGCUCCGCGCGCCUCGGUGCCCGCGACGCUUGUCGAACCCCCACAAACGCCGCGUCCCCAGCUGUUAGACCCGUCCGCACCGCACUCGCCGCCGGCAACGCAAUCACAACCGCACCCGCAACCCCAGGGCGUCGUGGCCCCCGUCAUCCGCGAUGCCUCGGCUAUCAUUGCAUCACCUGGCAAGCGGCGAAACUCCCAAGACCCGGCUGUCGCGCAGGCGGCGAGCGCGUCCGUCGCAGGCGAGUCGUCGUCGAGCGCCGCCAAGCGCCCGAAGCCCACGGCUGGCCCGCCGAAAAUCCUGCCGCAGCGCUAUGAGUUUUGCGGCGUCGAGGACAUGGUUGUUCUGAUAUCGCACAUGCUCUCUGAGCUGAUUGAGACCAACGACGCUCUCGCCCUUCGCUCCGGGAGCCUGACUCGGUUUCAUUCGAGAACCGCACCAAGCAUCUCGGUCCUUGAAUACCUCAAUAGAUUAGCCAAGCAUGCGACGCUGACGCCGCCUCUACUGCUAUCUAUGGUUUACUACAUCGACCGUCUAUGUGCAUUAUAUCCAGAAUUCACAAUUAACACACUUACCGUUCAUCGUUUCUUGAUAACGGCUGCCACGGUUGCGGCCAAAGGCCUGUCAGAUCUAUUUUGGAACAACACGACGUACGCGCGGGUAGGGGGAGUGAGGGUCGCCGAGCUCAAGUUGCUGGAGCUUGAGUUUCUUUACAGAGUAGAUUGGAAAAUUGUCCCAAACCCUGAGGUCCUUGUGGCAUAUUAUCGCGGCCUCGUCGAGCGCUGCCCUGGCUACGCGCUACAAGAGGAGGAGGCAGUAGACUCGGACGAAGAUUUUGAUGCUGUUGAUGACGAUGGGUCGACGGAAAUUUCAGAUGGCGUCGGUGACGACAGUGGAGACUCGCCGGAGGAGGAGAGCCCGGCCAAGUCUGCACAUGGCGAAGACGCAGUAGGGCCGUCGCAGGCUGCGUAACCAGGUCUUCACGAAGAAGGCGUAUUUCACUGGUCAUUUCUGUUUUAAAAUGGGUGGGCAUCACUGCUGCCUCUAGAGGCAUGGCAAAGCGGCGUUUGGUCGGAUGGGAUGUUUUAAAUGUUUAUGAGUGA